This is a messenger RNA of Marmota flaviventris (yellow-bellied marmot), 1515 nucleotides long. It is a transcript of the gene Nmi, whose product is annotated as N-myc and STAT interactor. NCBI's taxonomy places the organism in Eukaryota, Metazoa, Chordata, Mammalia, Rodentia, Sciuridae. The record is from RefSeq and is a predicted model, not a curated record. Gene Ontology annotation, cellular component: cytoplasm.
GAACCAAGCUGUUUGAGUGAGUGGCACCUACUCGAGGGCACCUAAGCUGUUUCGGGGCGCUUCUGCAGGAGACUGCGCCAGCUCCAGCACCCAGUACGUAGCCCUCCAGCCGCGUUGGGCAAGGGCGGUUUCCGGAAGGUCACGCUCGCUGGAGCCCGGGGGCGCUGCGCUUGGCUGGUGGACGCUGGACCCUCUGGAUCACACUGGUUCCCAGAGAUAAUUCCGGAAGACUUCCAUAUUUGAAAGACAGCUGAUUGGCAACCUGAAUUUAAUCUGCAGCCUUAAGUCUCCUUUGCAAUAUUCAGAAGAUGGCAUCUUUGGCAGGAAUAUCAUCAAAAUCACACUGUGACUUCAGGGCACCUAUUUCAUGUUACAUGAUAUUGAUUUAUCACAUUAUUUAAAUUAUCUCGGUAUGGUGGCUUCUGCCAGGCUUUUCUGCUAAAAUCAUGGAAGCUGAUAAAGACAACAACAAACAAGUUCUUAAGGAACAUCAGACAAAUGAAGAAUUGAUGAAAGACGACCAAAAUGAGGGAUUAAUUGAUGAAAUUAUAAAGGAAAAUAUCCAUUUAAAGGAGGAGAUUCAAAAGCUUGAAGCCGAGUUACAAGAGGCCGCCGGAGUCUUCCAGAUUAAAGAGGAUAUUCCAGAGACAAAGAUAAAAUUCACAUCACUAGAGACUCCUGAGGAUGUUCGCCAGUUUUCAAACAUUUCCUAUUCAUUUGAAGUGAAAUCACAAGUGCCUUAUGAGCUACAAAAAGGACAAGCACUUAUCACCUUUGAAAAAGAAGAAGUUGCACAAAAUGUGUUACAAAUGGGGAAGCAUCGUGUGCAGAUGGAGGACGUGAUUCUGGAGGUUACAGCCAAUCCAGUUCCACUCAACACAGGAGUCAGAUUCCAGGUUCAUGUAGAAGUUUCUAAAAUGAAGAUCAGUGUUACUGAAAUUCCUGAUGAGUUGCCUGAAGAUCAGAUGAGAGACAAACUAGAGCUGAGCUUUUGCAAGUCCCGACUUGGAGGUGGAGAGGUGGAAAGCGUGGACUAUGAUAAGCGAUCCGGAAGUGCCGUCAUCACAUUUGUGGAAGCUGGAGUUGUUGACAAGAUAUUGAAAAAGAAAGAAUAUCCUCUUUACAUAAAUCAAAGCUGCCAUAGAGUUGUUGUUUCUCCAUACAUAGAAAGACACGUGAAAAAGUAUCAGGUAUUUUCAGGAAUAUCUAAGAGGACGGUGCUUCUGAAGGGAAUAGAGAACAUUCAGAUGGAAGAAGAAAUUGUGGAGGAUUUAAUUAACAUUCACUUUCAGCGGGAGAAGAAUGGAGGUGGAGAAGUAGAUGUGGUCAAGUGUUCUCUAGAUCAAUCUUACACCGCGUAUUUUGAAGAAUAAACUGAUGGAGUCAUAUGAAAAUUAUAGCUUUUAAUACAUAUCACUGUAAACAUUUGGCAAAAAUGAAUAUCCUUUCCUUUAAAAAUCAAAAAUUUUAAUUCUUUAGUGUCCAUUUCUUUUUAAAUAAAAAAUAUAUUUCCAA